AUGCGCCGUCACUUCUCUAUGCCUGCACUUGCUCAGGAAGAAGACCCGGUCGUCCCAUCUAUCCAGCAGGUCAUGAAAGCAAGAGCUCAGGCCAAGAUUGCAACAAUUGACCAGGAAAGACCCUUCUCCAAAGUGUUGACGGACAACUUUUCAAGGCAGCACACUUACUUGCGGAUCUCGUUGACGGAAAAGUGCAAUCUUCGUUGCACGUACUGUAUGCCAGCAGAAGGAGUGGAUCUCUCGCCCAAGGACAACAUCUUGACAACGCCCGAGAUUAUCCGCCUGGCUCGCUUGUUUGUUCAGGAGGGCGUGACAAAGAUCAGACUCACAGGAGGCGAACCCACCGUACGCAAGGACAUCAAUGAGCUCGUCGAACAACUGGGCCAACUGCAACCAAUGGGACUCAAGACGAUCGCCAUGACAUCCAACGGCAUUGCUCUGAAACGAAAGUUGCCCUCGCUGGUCAACAGUGGCAUGAACCUCCUCAACCUCAGUCUGGAUACUCUGGAUCGUUUCAAGUUUGAGCUGAUGACUCGCAGAAAAGGAUUCGAGAGAGUUAUGGAGACUAUUGAUGACGCCCUUGCUCUCGGAAUUGAUCCAGUCAAGGUCAACUGCGUAGUCAUGCGUGGAACCAACGACAAGGAGGUCCUUGACUUUGUCGAGUUUACACGGAACAAGAAGGUCGAUAUUCGAUUCAUCGAGUACAUGCCCUUUGGAGGUAACAAGUGGAAGGAGAACAAACUGGUGCCCUAUCAAGAGCUGAUCAAGAACAUCCAAGCGGUGCACCCAACGUUCAAGAAGCUUGUCGACGAUCCCAACGAUACUUCGAAAGCAUAUCACGUGCCAGGAUUCGCAGGCCAGAUCGGAUUUAUCACUUCGAUGUCGGACCAUUUCUGCGGCACCUGCAACCGACUUCGCAUCACCGCCGACGGCAACUUGAAGGUGUGUCUGUUUGGAAACACAGAGGUGUCUCUGAGAGAUAUGAUGCGUCAAGGCAAGACGGAUGAUGAACUGAGGGAAGUCAUCGAGAUGGCGGUUAAGAACAAGAAGAAGCAGCACGCUGGCGUGUCCAACCUCGUCAACAUGAAGAACCGCCCCAUGAUCCUUAUCGGCGGAUAG
Molecule: messenger RNA, 1119 nt
Organism: Linnemannia hyalina
Lineage: Eukaryota; Fungi; Mortierellomycota; Mortierellomycetes; Mortierellales; Mortierellaceae
Source: the annotation of a GenBank genome assembly